Messenger RNA from Saccostrea cuccullata (small rock oyster), 2367 nucleotides. RefSeq lists its product as uncharacterized. Gene Ontology annotation, cellular component: Golgi membrane. Bases 247 to 2352 code for a protein of 701 amino acids. NCBI's taxonomy places the organism in Eukaryota, Metazoa, Mollusca, Bivalvia, Ostreida, Ostreidae. The record is from RefSeq and is a predicted model, not a curated record. Gene Ontology annotation, molecular function: UDP-glycosyltransferase activity; hexosyltransferase activity. The transcript is spliced from 5 exons.
GUCUACUUCCGGUUUAUUUUUCCCUUACAAUAUUGCACAUAGCAAGACUUCCUGCACAGAACCAUCUAACUCCCUAUCAUCGCGGAAGUAUUUGGUCAGGGAAGUCUGUUCCGUGUAGGGAUUACAGCUCGGAUUACAACAAAGGACUCCCACGAAGAUGUGAAAUGAAACACCUGUUUCCGGUCUGAGAAUAGUGACGUUAUCAACAGAUGCAGCUUCCUGUAUGGACCGGAAGGAAGGAACGACAUGGAAUUGUACACACCGAGCUUAUGGAGCAAAAGACAGUCGAAGGCUUCUGUGAUUAAGAGCGUGCUGUCUAUUUACUUCCGGAGUCCAAAGCGAGCUCUCCUGUUGACCCUCCUCCUCUUCUCCGUCAUUCUAAUACUCAGCCAGGUAUGGGGGAUCAUGGGACCUCAGAAGUUCGUCUACAAGUGUUUCGAGGAUUAUGGGUAUCCUCUGAAUAAGACUGUUGUAAACCCGCAUCCCUACAGAUACAUAACUAAUGUGUCUUCAACGUGUAAAAAUAUUCCGGAAGUUUACGUCAUAACCCUCGUCAAAUCCGCAGCGGGAAAUUUUAAACAGAGGCAUUAUAUACGAAGUACUUGGGGAAUUGACGCCAAGAAGAGAAAUCUUAGACUGGUUUUCCUUCUCGGAUACAAUAAAGAGAACCAGUUUAUGGUGGAAUAUGAACGAAACAUGCAUGGCGACAUCGUUCAGCAGGAUUUCCAAGAAAAUUAUUAUAAUAACACAGUUAAGGUUACAAUGGCGCUACACUGGGUUAGUACCUUCUGUAAAAAUGCCAAAUAUAUCCAGAUAGUUGACGACGACAUGUUUCUUAACUUUCAAAACGCUCUAGGAUUCCUUGAGGAAAAAAAGGAGAGUGCUCGAUUUCAUCUGUAUGCGGGCUAUCACAUCCGGGAACCCAUACCAGACCGGAACAUUAAAUCUAAGUGGUACAUACCUCACAACCAUUACUCCUUUGACUGUUUCCCAUCAUACAUAGCGGGGGGAUACGUCCUCAUGAACUUUCGAACUGUCUUAGCAUUCCAGAAAAUCAUUCCGUAUAUUCCAAGUCUCCCCUUUGAUGAUGUAUAUUUUGGCAUUGUUUCUCAAAAACUGUCAAUAAUUCCGUCCCAUAUAAAUAAUUUGGAUGUGAGCAGAAUACAGGCAUCACGGGAGAAAAUCAAGUGCCUUAUAGCUUUACAUGACUAUAAAUCUCUCAGAGAUUUUAUGUAUGCUUACAACGUUACGCAUAAUAGAUUUUUAGAAGGAAGACAUCCAAUGCCCCCCUCAUCAAAUGCCACAGACUGCCUGGACAGGAAGAAUGUCAUGGAAUCGUACUCAAAAAGCUUUUUGAACAAAGGACAGCGGAAGACCUCUGUUGUAAACAGUGUGCUGUCAUCUUACUUCCGGACUCCGAGGCGAGCCCUGUUGUUGUCCUUUACUUUCUUUCCGGUUCUAUUACUACUGGCGCAGAUAAGUGUGGUUCUGUUCGGGUCCCAUAAGUUCGUCUACAAGUGUAACGAGGAUUAUGGGUAUCCUCUGAAUAAGACUGUUGUAAACCCGCAUCCCUACAGAUACAUAUCAAACGUGUCUUCAACGUGUAAAAAUAUUCCGGAAGUUUACGUCAUUACCCUCGUCAAAUCAGCAGCGGGAAAUUUUAAACAGAGACAUUUUAUACGAAGUACUUGGGGAAUCGACGCCAAGAAGAGAAAUCUUAGACUGGUUUUUCUUCUGGGAUACAAUAAAGAGAAUCAGUAUAAAGUUGAAUAUGAACAGAACAUGCAUGGCGACAUCCUUCAACAAGAUUUCCAUGAAAGUUACUAUAACAACACAAUCAAAGUAACCAUGGCGCUUAACUGGAUUAGUACCUUCUGCAUUAAUGCCAGAUACGUUCAGAUAGUUGAUGAUGAUAUGUUUCUUAAUAUUCAAAACGCCCUGGAUUUUCUUCAGGACAAGACCCAAAGUGUUCGAUAUUAUUUCUAUGCGGGUUAUCGGAUACGUGACCCAAUACUAGAACGAGACAUCCAAUCCAAGUGGUACAUACCUCAAACCUAUUACUCCUUUGACUGUUUCCCAUCAUACAUAGCGGGGGGAUAUGUCCUCCUGAACAUAAGAACUAUCAUUGCAUUCCAGAAAAUCAUUCCACACAUUCCCAGUUUGCCCUUUGAUGAUGUAUAUUUCGGCAUUAUAUCACAGAAACUCUCAAUAACACCGUUUCAUAUAAAGACUUUGGAUGUGAGCAGAACCCCAAUGUCACGUGAUCGAAUUAAGUAUCUAAUAGCCUUACAUGACUAUAAAUCACUAGAGGAUUUUUUGUAUGCUUACAGUGUAAUACACAAUAUAUUUUAAAAAGGAAAAUUAGAA